AUGGAAGUGUUAAUACUUGAUGCAACGGUGUUUAAUGUUUCGGAAAAUGGGGCAAAUAUGAGAGGAAAAAACAAGGGAGUCCAGGCUAGACUUCUUCAGUUAAACCCCAGGGCUUUAUUUGUGCCAUGUGGAGCACACACUGUUAACCUGGUUGUGUGUGAUGCAGCAAAGAGCUCCUCAGAUGCAACUAGCUACUUUGCCUACCUGCAAAAAUUAUUUAAUCUCUUUUCUGCCUUCACUCAAAGGUGGUCGACCCUAAAAAAACAUGUGGACACAACUUUGAAAUCCUGGGCAGACACACGGUGGGAGUGUCGAAUCAACAGUGUUGAGGUUGUAAGAUUCCAGGCUGCAAAAGUGAGAGAUGCUCUUUUAGAGGUGAGAGCAAGCACUGCAGACCCAGCUAUUAAAAUUGAAGCACAAGCCUUAGCAGAAGAGGUGGGAUCAUACCGGUUCUCUAUUUGUACGGUGGUGUGGUAUGAUAUCCUUAGAAAAGUUCAAACUGUGAAUAAACUUCUGCAAUCACAAUGCAUGCAUCUGGAUUUAGCUGUUGACAUUCUCAAGAAGGCUGAAACCUCCCUUGUUAGCUACAGAGACACUGGGUUUGCUGAUGCCCAGACAUCUGCCAAAGAGAUAUGUGAGGAGAUGAAUGUGGAAGCUGCUCUAAAGCAGAAAAGACUCAGAACUACUAAAAGGCAGUUAUCCUAUGAGGCCCCUGAUGAACCUAUUACCGAUGCCUUGAAAAAAAUGGAGUUUUCAUUUUUCAAUGUAGUUGUGGAUAUGGCCAUUGAAUCUCUGAGAGAGAGAACUGGAAUGAUGAGUGAUGUUGCAAAGAAAUUCAGUGUUCUCAUAAACUUCUCUGACCUGACGUCUAGUGAGCUAGAAAAGCAGGCAAAAGAUUUGUGUAAAUACACUCACAUCUGGGGAUCAUUCUAA
Molecule: messenger RNA, 933 nt
Organism: Macrobrachium nipponense
Lineage: Eukaryota; Metazoa; Arthropoda; Malacostraca; Decapoda; Palaemonidae
Exons: 1
Coding region: 1-933 (310 amino acids)
Source: RefSeq, a predicted model, not a curated record